UGGCUGGAAGAUCAAGCAUACCAGGGCAAUGCAUCGGCCUCGUAUUUCCUGGCACGGAUCCUCCAAGUCGAUCUCGACAGGGAAGCAGUCGAUGACGAUGAACCUGAAGAGAAUAACAAGCGUCAGCAGCUCAUCCAAUACCUGAAUGACGCAGCCCACACAAACCACGCAAUGGCUCAGUUCCACCUAGCCGGAUGUUAUCUCAACGGACUUGGAGUCGACCAAGAUCACGCCAAGGCUGUCGAGUUGUAUCGUAGUCUUGCAAAACGCGGAAUCCCUCAGGCCCAAAUCGCCCUCGGUCGAUGCUACGAAAGUGGCGAAGGUGUCGAACAAGACUACGACACAGCCAUCGAGUGGUACUCAAAGGCUCCCGACAAGGGCAGCGAAGACGGUCGACUCCAUAUCGUGUUCCUCCUGUGCUACUCGUGUGAAGUGGGAGUAUGGAUGGACUACAAGGCAUUCGAGUGGUACAACAAGUCGGCCGACCAAGACAACUCGUACGGGCAGUGGACGGUUGGUUGGUGCUACGACAAUGGACAUGGAGUCGCGCAGGACCAUCUGAAAGUUGUCGAGUGGUAUCGCAAGUCGGCUGAGCAGGGCAAUCGAUACGCACAAAAUUACCUCGGUGAAUGUUACCAAUAUGGAGACGGCGUCCCAGAGAAUAUCGACACCGCCAUCACCUGGUUCCGCAAGUCCGCCGAACAAGGUCAUCAAAGCGCCAUCGAUAGACUCAAGAAACUCGGCCAAUGGCCCUGA
Polychytrium aggregatum is the source of this 756-nucleotide messenger RNA. RefSeq lists its product as uncharacterized. The record is from RefSeq and is a predicted model, not a curated record. Bases 172 to 756 code for a protein of 194 amino acids. Gene Ontology annotation, molecular function: protein binding. The transcript has 2 exons. Lineage: Eukaryota; Fungi; Chytridiomycota; Chytridiomycetes; Polychytriales.